AUGCUCGACUGGAAGUUAUUUCAAAAUUACCAGCUGAUUGGAUCUGUAAUUGGAUUGUUGCUCAAUUCGCUAACAAUUUCUCUGGUGGUGAAUAAGUCACCUCAACAAAUGCGCGCAUACAAAAAUUUGAUAAUUCUCACUUCUCUUUUUGAGAUUAAUUAUUCUGUUCUGGAGUUACUAGUGCAACCAAUGUUUCAUUCUUUUGGAUCAGCAUUUGCAAUGGUUAUAAAUGUAGAAAAAUGCUAUCUAGAUCGGAAUGUGCUUAUGGUGCUUGUUUCAUUUUACAAUGCAUUUGUCGGUUCGCUAUUGGCAAUGUUUUGUAUCCAGUUCACUUAUAGGUACUGGGCAAUUAGCGGUAACAUAUGGCUCGAGAAGUUCAAUGGAUUUAGAAUUUUGUGGUGGGCAUUAGUUCCAGUGUUGUGUGGAGCUAUUUGGUGGUUUGUAACAUACUUUCCGUGUUCCCCAAGGCCGAGUGCCGAUGAAUAUUUGAGAAACGAAAUAAUGAAUGUCUUCAAUCUAGAUAUUGACAAAAACCUAUAUAUUGCACCGUACUUCUACGAAACCAAUUCCGAUGGAAUCACAGAUAUCUACUAUCCAUCAUUCAUUGCAAUUAUUGUGAAUAUUCUUAUAACAAUAGUUUCAUUAAUAACUGUAUUUUACUUUGGCUUCAGAUGCUAUAUAUCACUUCAAAAGAUCUGCAAACAAAAUGUUUCUCAAAACACUCGUGGGCUUCAAAAACAAUUAUUCUACUCAUUGAUUGCACAAACUUUGAUUCCAUUAUUUCUUAUGUACAUUCCAGGAUGCGCGAUGUUUUUAUUGUCAUUUUUAACAAUUGACGUAGGCUCUUUUACUGGGAUUGUCACUGUGACAAUUGCCCUGUUUCCUGCGGUUGACCCACUUCCAACAUUGAUUAUGGUGAAAUGCUAUAGAAAUUCACUUCGAUCCUAUCUUCGUGUAUUCUUGAGUGCAGUUUCUAAAAUGUUUCAAACUCCCGAUGUACCUGCAAAUGUGACAGAGCUUUCAAAAGUUACAAGAUUGUGA
Messenger RNA from Caenorhabditis elegans, 1041 nucleotides. It is a transcript of the gene str-207, whose product is annotated as Seven TM Receptor. The transcript has 5 exons. Gene Ontology annotation, biological process: detection of chemical stimulus involved in sensory perception of smell. The coding region runs from base 1 to 1041 and encodes 346 amino acids. NCBI's taxonomy places the organism in Eukaryota, Metazoa, Nematoda, Chromadorea, Rhabditida, Rhabditidae. The record is from RefSeq and is marked reviewed.